This is a messenger RNA of Hyposmocoma kahamanoa, 683 nucleotides long. RefSeq lists its product as uncharacterized. Lineage: Eukaryota; Metazoa; Arthropoda; Insecta; Lepidoptera; Cosmopterigidae. The record is from RefSeq and is a predicted model, not a curated record. The transcript is spliced from 3 exons. The annotation marks the transcript as partial.
GAUGGCGACAGAGGGUACCUAGAAGGACUGGCAUCGAGAUACGCCGACCUCUUCUCCACACACUACGGUGACGUUCUCGAUCAUCUAGAAGAGCUAAGGCGACAUGAAUGGGAGGAAAUGUCACCCAGGAUGAGGGUCCUAGGGGGUCCAGGGACCCCACAGACCCCACCUUCAGCAAGCCCUGGGUCAUUAACACUGAAUAACCUGACCACUUCGCAAUCGCAGCCCAUUUAUGUGCCUGGGAAAUAUUCGGUAACAGACGAGGGACUGAUAUUUAACAGACAGCCUUCAAGUUGUUUGACGGACAAAGAAGAGGAUGAGAUCUACGGCUUCGGCUACGGUGUCUUCGGCAAACAGAUGCUUCAGCGGCAACAACAGCAGAAGCAACUGCUGCUAGCUCAGCCCACGCAGCCUCUCAUGCAUAAUCCACCUCAUAAUUAUCAGAGGUAAGUGUUUGAAAAUCAAUACAAUAAGUAUUGUUUUACUGUGCCCGAUCAUACGUCAGAUAUAUAGAAGUCUUCUUCUUCUUCUUCUUAUCGAUGAUAUACACUGUAAUGUAAGCCAUCGUAGUGAAAGGAUUAUGGAAGAAUGUCGCCAAAACUCACUCUUAACUUGAAACACUAUAAAAUCUUGAUAUUGAUUGGUCGUAGUUUUUUAAUUACUGAAUUGUCAACAAUUUUUUG